Messenger RNA from Darwinula stevensoni, 987 nucleotides. NCBI's taxonomy places the organism in Eukaryota, Metazoa, Arthropoda, Ostracoda, Podocopida, Darwinulidae. The record is from the annotation of a GenBank genome assembly.
CCUGCUUUUGAUCCCAAUGCCACCGUGCUGGAAACCAUCUUUGAUUCUGAUAAUGAAGCCAUCAUUGCCGUCAGAGAUUAUGAAAAAGCACUCUUGAUGAAUGAUGAUGCUUUACUUCAAAAAUGUGUCACAAGACUCGAAGAUCUAAAAGCAUGGGAUCUGGAAUCAAAAAUCCAUGAGAUUCUCCAUAAAUUGCUACUCACAGAUAUGGACCAAAAAACGGGUCAAAUGUCUGGUGGACAGAAAAAACGUCUAGCAUUGGCCAAGAUAUUGAUAGAAGAACCAGAUUUUCUAAUCCUCGACGAACCUACCAACCACUUGGAUAUGGAGAUGAUCGAAUGGUUGGAGACUUUUCUUCAGCAGCCCAAUCUGACACUUUUUAUGGUGACGCACGAUAGAUAUUUUCUAGAGCGUGUUUGUAAUGAGAUCAUCGAGAUGGAAAAUGGCAAUACCUACAUGUAUCGUGGCAACUACUCUCAAUAUCUCGAAAAAAGAGAAGCAAGACUACUUAAUGAUGCUGCCAAUCUUGAAAAGACCAAAAAGCUUUUUUCUAAAGAACUAGAAUGGAUGCGUCGUCAACCACAAGCGCGUAGUACAAAGGCAAAAUCUAGAAUAGAUGACUUCUACGAGAUCAAAGAAAAGGCAAAAGGAAAUGCUGUGCUUAGAGAUUACAAUGGAACUUAUUCAGAUUAUCGUGAACUUAAAAAAGCAGAAGAUCGAGACAAGUCAAAAGUCGAUAAAUCUCCUGUAGAAGUAAUAGAAAUCAAAGAAGAAGAAAAAAGUAAAGCCACCUUUGAGCAACGAAAGGAUUUCGCUCGGAUAGAAAAAGAAAUUAAAAAAUUGGAAGAGAAAAAGGCCGAAAUCACAGCAAAAUUUGAUGAUGCAAGUUUAAGCCCUGAAAAAAUCAUGGAACUCUCCAAAGAGCUAGACAAUAUCCAAACCCAACUAGAAGAGAAAGAAGAAAAGUGGAUGGAAUUGGCGGAUUUG